Molecule: messenger RNA, 2444 nt
Organism: Morone saxatilis (striped sea-bass)
Lineage: Eukaryota; Metazoa; Chordata; Actinopteri; Moronidae
Exons: 12
Coding region: 102-2030 (642 amino acids)
Source: RefSeq, a predicted model, not a curated record
GAACCAAUGACAAGGGCGAGUUGUCCUUCAUUUGGACAGAAUUGCGAAGACAUGAAAUCCCAGUGAGAUAACAAAAAGGCAAACGAAGACGCACAAAUCGUAUGAGUAGCAUGGAGAUGAUUUUCCUAAUGUUGGUCUGUCUACUGGGAGGGCUAUGGGAGACUGAAGCUAUGACAGUGACAGGAGAGUUGAAAAAGGCAAUCACAAUAAAAUGCUCUCACGUCAACGCAUUUUCCAACGUCAAAUAUUUCUGCAAGGGAACAUGUGAAAAUGAAGACAUGUUAAUAAGAAGCACAAAAGCGACGGAGGCUUCGAAUGAGAAAUACAGGAUUAGAGAUGAAGGAAACACAUUCUACGUCACCAUUUCUCAUCUGACAAGCGAUGACUCAGGAACUUACUGGUGUGGAAUAGACAGAUAUGGUAAAGACACAUACAAUGAAAUAAUCCUCACAGUCAUAGAGGGACACAAAAAGGCCCCAGAGACAACACAAACAAUUUCAAAUUCAAAAGUGUCCUCCUCUAAGAAGCUGGUGUACAUUGGCGCAGGUCUCGGAGUGGUUGUGCUGGCUCUGGCGAUGGUCCUUCUCAUAUUCUUCAGACAUCGGAGCAGAGACAUCAGUGCAUCUCCUGGAAAGGUCCAGGACACGGCCUAUGCAACACCAUUCUGUCAGAAACAAGAUGCACACCACAUCACUACUCCUUCUUCAACAGCCAAUGAGCAUCAAGAAACAGAUGGCAGGACAAACACAAUCUGCAGCUCGUCGUCCGUGCAGCACCAAGACAAUGUUUACACCAACGUGACCGUUUCAUCAGCGUCUGAGAUCCAACCGGACAGCCUCCUCUACUCCAGUGUUAGCUUCGACAAACACACUGACUGCACUGUCACAGUUCACACAGCAGCGGUUACGUACUCCGCCAUUAAUUACAUAAGAACAGAUGAAUCAGCAGUCUAUUGCAAUGUCGGAACUCAGACUGGAAAAGACAGGACUGCAACAAUGGGAAUAUUACUAAAAGUCAUCUCCUUAAUGACAGCUAGUGUGAGCGUAUUGUUUGUGACAGGAAACGAAGGUGGACCUGUCAACAUUACCUGUGUCAACACACCAGUGACCCAGACGGCACAUCCUGGAGACUCUGUUACCAUCAGCUGCAAGUAUCCAGCAGAAGAAAAGCAGCAAGAAAACAUCCUCAGGCGCUUCUGCAGAGAAGAUGGAAACUCUGAUUGCACAAAUCUGAUAUCAACUUACACUGCAAAUUACACAAAACUAGACAGGUUUUCUCUAACAGACGACAAACAGCGAGGAGUCUACACUGUGACCAUUUCCACAGUGACGCAGGAUGAUUCUGGAAGAUACCGGUGUGCUACAGAAAUAAAUAAAUCUAUUGCAUGUUUAACUGAGAUCCAUCUGUUUAUUUUCAUAUGCCUUUCACCAGCUUCUGGUGCAGCUGAGAGACGCAUCAAAACCAAAGACAGAAAACCUGCCCCUCGCCAAGACAGACCACACGAAGAUGGUGCAAACAAUGAAGAAGAAAAUUACAAGAAAGAUGAAUAUGAAGAUGAAGAUGAAGAAGAAAAUUACAAGGAAGAUGAAUAUGAAGAUGAAGAAGAAAAUUACAAGGAAGAUGGAGAUGGAUCAAUGAAAUCAAACAUAGGUAUUGUGAUUGGUAGUGUGGUAGGGUGUCUGGCAGUGAUACUGAUACUUGUGGUUGUACUAGUGCUAUUCAGACACAAACUCCCCUGGGCAAAAGCAUGGUGUACUGCAGGUGGAUCAUCAGAGCAGAGGACAAAUAACACAGAGGAAAAUCAUGGAGAUCCCAACUAUGAGGAGAUACAGAUUCAGAACCAGGAGGCGAGCUCAGGAGUCGUACUGCCGUCCGUUUACGCCACUGUCAGCUCUCCCGCAGAUCAGCUCCACUAUGCCAGUAUCGACUUCCAGAAGGACGCACAUCCUGACACAAAUAAAAAUGGCUCCUCUAAAACUCCAGCAGCAGAGCAGACUCUCUACUCUACAGUCACAAAGCCUGGGGAAUGAGAUAAGAGUCUAUUACCUGAUGACGUUUACUGUGCAGUUUGAGGGGCACAUGAACACUUUAACAUUUUACCUAAGGCUCUGAAACUAGGGGCUGUACUCCUCCAGAAAAUGCUUUCUCAACUGGUGGGCCGUGGACUCUGGACUUCUGAAUGGGACAGAGUGUGUGGUCGAAAAACAAAAAUCUAUUUUAAAUGCUUAGCUAUCUGAUGUCUGACGUUAUAUUGACAGAAAAGCUUCCAUAGCUUAUUGUAGGCCUUACCUAUUUUGAUGAUGUUCAUUUUAUUCAUAAUCACAAGAAUCAGCAGCACACAGUUGUUCAUACUCAAUUUAUUAUUAUUAGAGUAAUGAGCUCUGAUUGCAGGGAAGACAACAUUUGAUGUUACAAAAAGACCACAAUAACAUUGUAUAUGUGUU